This is a messenger RNA of Ipomoea nil (Japanese morning glory), 1033 nucleotides long. Its product is annotated as chloride conductance regulatory protein ICln. Gene Ontology annotation, cellular component: plasma membrane; pICln-Sm protein complex; methylosome. The record is from RefSeq and is a predicted model, not a curated record. Bases 93 to 782 code for a protein of 229 amino acids. The transcript has 7 exons. Gene Ontology annotation, biological process: spliceosomal snRNP assembly; cell volume homeostasis; chloride transport. Lineage: Eukaryota; Viridiplantae; Streptophyta; Magnoliopsida; Solanales; Convolvulaceae.
CCGAGCGAAGAAAAACCCUAGGCACGUUCAUACAGCUCAAGAGCAUAACUAGCUGAGCAAUUGGAACUUCUGAAUUGACCGGAAUUUGGAAAAUGGCCGGAUUAAGAGUUGUUACCGAUAGAACCCCCGCCGGGCAACCGGCCCUCAACGCCGGUAACGGCGAGGAGCUCAUGCACGUUCUUUCCGGCGUCUCGCUUGUGCUCGGCAACCGCCUUCCUCUUUCCCCCGGCACUCUUUACAUCACCACCAGGAAAGUGGUGUGGUUGAGCGACACAGACAGAGAAAGAGGAUAUGCAGUCGAUUUCUUGAAUAUUUCACUCCAUGCCGUGUCUAGAGACCCGGAAUCUUACCCGUCUCCUUGUAUAUAUGCCCAGAUUGAUAUUGGGGAUGAGGAUGAUGAUGAUUCAGAGGGCUCUGAUACUGAGUGUAAUGAGACAUUAGACUUAUCACGGAUCACUGAGAUGAGGGUUGUUCCAUCAGAUCCUAAUCAAGUGGAUGCACUGUUUCAGAUGUUUUGUGAAUGUGCCGAGCUAAACCCUGAACCAAUUGAAGAGGAGGAAGAAGAGCAUAAUUGGAUUUUCAGUGCUGAGCAGUUAGAAAAUGAGGCAGCAGAGGAAGGGGAGGAAACUGAAUGGAUGGUUAUGCAGAAUGGCUCACAUCCAAUUGGUUGUUCUAAUGAGGAUCCUGACUUAGCUCAUACAAUUCUUCAGCUUCAAAUUAACGAUCAACGGUUUGAGGAUGCAGAAGAGAUGGAUAGCGAUAAUCACAACCGGCAACACUGAGCUGUUACAGACCCAAACAUUUGCAUUCUGUAGUACCUGUCCUGUUAUACGCUUCUGUUUUGGGUGGUCUUGAUGUGAUCUCUAUUUAGACGUGGGACUUUUGUGUAUAUUUGAGUUAGGAACCAUGUAGGUUUUCGCAGGUCAUGUUUGACAGAAUUGUCCUUAAAACUUUUAUCCUUGUUUGUUACACAUGCACGCAAGAAUCUUGUGCUAUGAUGGGAUCCUUAUUGAAUUGAAUUUCUGCACUCUAA